Messenger RNA from Cryptococcus amylolentus CBS 6039, 1020 nucleotides. RefSeq lists its product as hypothetical. Gene Ontology annotation, molecular function: hydrolase activity, hydrolyzing O-glycosyl compounds. The record is from RefSeq and is a predicted model, not a curated record. Gene Ontology annotation, biological process: carbohydrate metabolic process. The coding region runs from base 1 to 1020 and encodes 339 amino acids. NCBI's taxonomy places the organism in Eukaryota, Fungi, Basidiomycota, Tremellomycetes, Tremellales, Cryptococcaceae. The transcript is spliced from 7 exons.
AUGCGACCUCUCGGGUGCUUCAUCCCUCGCUCAAGAGAGCCCACUACAAACGGCUACGAGCCGCCGCCCUCUGCUAUCAAUAACUCGGCGUACAACAGCGACUCCUCUUCUGCCAUUGCUCCUACCCAAACGGAAUCUGAGUCUACACCCAUCUCAUCUUCCACUUCCUCUGCAAUUUUUGCACCCGCCGUGUCUUCCAACUCCACCUCAUCCUCCAGCGACUGUUCCUGCGGUUACAUUCUCUCCUCUCACUCCAACGCUUAUUUCCCCAGAUCUUAUGCCGUAUCCUUCUCUUCCCUCUCUUCCCUUGCCGAUUCUGACUUUGUAAUCACCGAUGGCUGGCAAGUUGGCGGAGUCGGGCCGGAUGGCACGAGGUCGGUUGGAAGUACAGAAAACGUCAAGAUCAUUGACGGGGAUAUGGUGCUUACAGUCCCCGGCGGUCAAAGUGUAGGGGGCGAAGUUACAGCGGCCGAAGUCACUUUUAGAGAAGUUGUAGGUGGGGGAGUGUUUACCAUGGAAGCACAGCUUGACGGCGGUGCAGGCACUUGCCAAUCGAUUUUUACUUAUACCCAAUCGACUGAUGUGGGAAACGACGAACAAGACAUCGAAAUGCUCGGCCAGUCGCUUUUGAGCUCUGCAUCUAAUGGCGCGGAGCCGGGGAUCCAGCUUACCAACUGGGAUCCAACCAAUGCGGGCGAGAAUGAAGAGAAGUCGACGGCCUUCCCUGAUGACCCCACGACGGCAUACCACAACUACACCAUCGGUUGGCUUCCGGGAGGCACCAAGUAUUACUACGACGGCCAAGAGCUCGAGGGUCCUUCCAAAUAUGCGUCAGUGAACCCGUCCAACCUCAUUAUCAACAACUGGUCCAACGGCGAUGCGUCGUUCACGGCUGGACCUCCCAGUGCUGAUGUCAGCCUCAGAGUCAAGAGCGUCACGUUCUAUUAUCAGAGUGAGACACUCGAUAGUUAUCCUGCUAAUCCUUCUGGAUGUUCAGAGGUUGAUGCUUGUGUCGUUUAA